CGGCGUUUAAACAGAUGUCUCUGGAUGCUUCUUCCUUCUUCGUUCCCGGGUUAAAUUACAAAUAGCGGCGAAGGGGUUUCAUCACAAUUCACAUCUUCAACGUUACUCCGAAGAAGAUAAUGGCGUCGUUUCUCCAGAGACUAGUAGAUCCCAGGAAGAAUUUCUUAGCUCGUAUGCAUAUGAAGUCUGUUUCUAAUCGCCUCCGCAGAUACGGUCUUAGAUACGACGAUCUUUAUGAUCCUUUGUAUGAUUUGGAUAUUAAAGAAGCUCUUAAUCGUUUACCGAGAGAGAUUGUUGAUGCUCGGAACCAGCGUCUUAUGCGUGCAAUGGAUCUUUCUAUGAAACAUGAAUACCUCCCAGAUAAUCUUCAGGCAGUGCAGACUCCAUUCAGGAGCUACCUCCAAGACAUGUUGGCUCUUGUGAAGCGGGAGAGAGCUGAGAGAGAGGCUUUGGGAGCUUUACCUCUCUACCAAAGAACCAUUCCUUAAGCAUGUUAGUCUCUCUUGUGCUUAUAGUAGGGUCACUGUUUUAGUACUCUUUAGGCUUCAAUACCGCACAAUUUGCUUUUGUAUGGUUAUGCAUGGAUAUGUGAACCUUAUGUAUAAGAUUUUAUGAGAUUGAAUUGGAUGUGUAAUGUAAGCUUGAUUGAGCUAUUACAGAAAUAUGAGUAAAAUAUCCCACACCGGUAGGAGGAGAGUAAAUCAUGCUACAUAAAGACAUAAAGGCACACAAACCCUUAAGCUAGCUUUUGGAAAUGUUUUCACAGUUCCUCAUAGGAGCUCUGAAGAGAGGCGUGUAACCUCUGAACCACAAUCCUUUAUAACCCUUAGUUUGUCCUCUCAAAUAUGGGCUAUAGCAUUCAAAUUAUCUAGCACUUGUUGCAUGGAUGGUCUUUCCUUGGGAUCUCUUUCAAGGCAGUUUUAUGAGCUUGCACAUACGCAUCCCCUCUUCAACACGAUAGCUAUUCUCUAAAUCUGGAUCGAUCAUUUCCACAAUGUUUUCUUUUCUAUUCUCUGUUGCUUCCUCUGCUAAGAUGAUGCACGGGUUUCCCAAACCAGUUAAGAUCUCAAAUAGUAUAACACCGAAGCUGUAUACAUCGCCCGCCAUGUGUGAUC
This is a messenger RNA of Arabidopsis thaliana (thale cress), 1115 nucleotides long. RefSeq names its product Cytochrome bd ubiquinol oxidase, 14kDa subunit. The coding region runs from base 120 to 488 and encodes 122 amino acids. The transcript is spliced from 4 exons. NCBI's taxonomy places the organism in Eukaryota, Viridiplantae, Streptophyta, Magnoliopsida, Brassicales, Brassicaceae. The record is from RefSeq and is marked reviewed. Gene Ontology annotation, biological process: mitochondrial electron transport, ubiquinol to cytochrome c. Gene Ontology annotation, cellular component: mitochondrial inner membrane; respiratory chain complex III.